GCGAGGAGGGUGCGUGUUGUGAUGUUUGUUGGUCGAUCAAAUAUUGAUAUUGUUUGCAGCAUCGACAAGAACGAUCCCUGACUACAACUCGAGUCGCUACGAACAGCAGCACGACGCUCUUCCGGCAGAGGAAUACGACGAAGAGGAUGGGAAGGAGGAGCUGGAAGAGGCGAUGCCAAAUGAUGUGGAGGGCGCCCACACGGUGCAGGCCGAGGACCGCGUCGAGGAGGCGAUAGCGGAAAGAACUGACGCGGACGCACCGACACCCGCAAUCCUCACAGAAGAGGAGGGCGUAGGCUCGACACCAGAACCAGUUCUUCAUGACGUCGAGCGCGCAGAGGAAGCGUCGGCGCAAUCAGUCCCUGUCGGCGAGUCAGAUUGCGAAGAGCCUCAGGUUAACUCGCCCCCGGUCGAGGAGCAUCGUGGAGAUGAGGGGGAAGCGGCAGUCGAGCUUGAUCGGGAGGUCCUCCAGGAGGAAGUUCAACAAGAGCCGAUCGAUGGAUUCGAGGUGCUCGCUGGGGCGGCAGUGGUCGAGGUGGUCGAGGAGAGGCCAGAGGGGACUCUUGAAGCUGCGGAGAAAGUUGAGGAGGAGAAGGUCAUCGGCAACGGCGAGGAGGAGAGGCAACUCGCUACGGACAAGUCCGCGAACAUGUCGGCUGAUCCGGCCCGAGUCGAAGAGCACGAGGAAAUGCCGGAUACAGCAGCUCUCAUUUCUUCUCCCUGGCCAAUCCCUCCUCAGGAGUCUCUGGCAACCCAAGAACAGCCGCCCGCCUCUGUUGAAGUUACUCCAGCCGACGCAGAGCUUCCAGCGGUAGCAGAAGAGAUAUCGCACGCGCCUGAAGUCGAUCUCGAGGAGGAAACACGCGAACAACCGGCAGAAGACGCGAUUGCAACUUUCGAAGUAAUACCGGAACCCGCUCCCGUCAUGGAAGCCAAGACCCCAUCCCCUGUUCCUGACGCGCCAGUUAUCGAGCCAGAAGUUCCCGAUCCCUUUAUUGUCGACGACCCCGAGGAGCCUGCGGACGAGCCUGAGCAACACGCCACGCCCUUAGCCGCCGACGAUGUCCCCCUCUCUGAGGCCGCGCCACCUGCUGACGCCCCGCAGCCGCCAUCAUCCUCCGAAAGCGAUCAGGAUGAAGAGGAGGCGCCGGACCUUUACCUCCCAGAACUCGUCCUGCCGACGAUGUUCCUCCCGAUCCCCAACGUGCGCGACCUCCUGCCCUCUGUUGACUUCUCUUCCUGGUAUUCAUUCGCACGCAUGUACAUUACUACGGACAGGCAGACCCACUGACCACGCUCUUGAACAAAUAUAUCUAUCCGCCCGACAAGCGCCCCGCGCGCGACCUUUCUGGCGAUUGGCAUAAGGCGGACUUUCAUACCCUUGUUAUGACGAAUAGUUGGCGCGCGCUGGCG
Molecule: messenger RNA, 1413 nt
Organism: Schizophyllum commune H4-8
Lineage: Eukaryota; Fungi; Basidiomycota; Agaricomycetes; Agaricales; Schizophyllaceae
Exons: 4
Coding region: 173-1291 (372 amino acids)
Source: RefSeq, a predicted model, not a curated record